ACAAAGCAGAACACAGUCGAUGAACCUUUGGCUAGUAGAAUAGCAGCGAUGAAGGGCUUCUUUCUUCUUCUUCUUCUGCUGGCACCGGCGGCAAACUGCUGGGUUAUCGACAAGUGUGCGUUGGCUCAGAAGCUGAAAGAAGGGGGCGUUAUCGGCAUCAAAAAUUACAAAUUAGAAGAUUAUUUAUGCUUGGCCCACUAUGCUAGUGGCUACGACACAUCGAUGCAUACUAGCCGUACGGAGUAUGGCAUCUUCCAGAUCAACAGCUUCUGGUGGUGCACUGACGGAAAGACCAUCGGACGCAAGAACAUAUGCGGAAUGCGCUGCUCAGAUCUGUUGGAUGAAGACGUUACAGAUGACAUAAGAUGUCUUAACAGGAUUGUAAGAGAACCCAAAGGACUGGAAUCUUGGAUUCCUUGGGAAGUUUCCUGUAAAGGAAAAGACGUAAGCAGUUUUUCCGAUGGAUGUUAAUUGGGAACCUGCUAAAAAAAACCCUGAAAAUAAAUAAAUUGUGUUUCGACUGACUUCUCUGCCCAUGCUUUCCUUACACCAAUAAAUGCGAUCCUUGGCAAAUGGUUUCCAAUUCAGAA
Messenger RNA from Spea bombifrons (plains spadefoot toad), 590 nucleotides. RefSeq names its product lysozyme C-1-like. NCBI's taxonomy places the organism in Eukaryota, Metazoa, Chordata, Amphibia, Anura, Pelobatidae. Gene Ontology annotation, molecular function: lysozyme activity. The coding region runs from base 49 to 471 and encodes 140 amino acids. The record is from RefSeq and is a predicted model, not a curated record. The transcript is spliced from 4 exons.